This is a messenger RNA of Capsella rubella, 654 nucleotides long. Its product is annotated as tapetum-specific methyltransferase 1. The record is from RefSeq and is a predicted model, not a curated record. Gene Ontology annotation, molecular function: S-adenosylmethionine-dependent methyltransferase activity; O-methyltransferase activity. Lineage: Eukaryota; Viridiplantae; Streptophyta; Magnoliopsida; Brassicales; Brassicaceae.
AUGGAAACGACAACAUAUCCAAGAGAGCACGAAUUGCUCAAGGAACUUCAAGAAGCUACAAUCCAAAGAUAUGGCAAUUUGUAAGUCUCUCAACUGUGAUUAAGAUAUAAUUUUCUUAUAAACCUAUGCAAAAGCGAGAUGGGAGUUCCGGUUGAUGAAAGUCAAUUUCUAUCGAUGCUUGUAAACAUCAUCAACGCGAAAAACACUAUUGAGAUCGGUGUGUUCACUGGUUACUCGCUUUUCACAGUAGCUCUUGCUUUACCUGAAGAUGGCCGUAUUACUGCGAUAGACAUUGACCAAGCAGGUUACAAUUUGGGACUAAAGUACAUGAAUGUUGAUCACAAGAUCGAUUUCAUCCAACUAUUAGAGGAGAAACAAGAGUAUGAGUUUGCAUUUGUGGAUGCUGACAAGACGAACUACAUUUACUUCCAUGAGAAACUGCUUAAGUUAGUGAAGGUUGGACGAAUCAUUGCGUUCGACAACACCUUAUGGUUUGGUACUCUAAUUCAGAAGGAAGAUGAAGUUCCAGGUCAUAUGAGGGCAUACAGAGAGGCACUUCUAGAGUUCAAUAAGAUUUUGGCACAAGAUCCUCGAGUCGAAGUGGCUCAAAUACCUAUCGGAGAUGGUCUUACACUAUGUAGACGUAUUAUCUGA